This is a messenger RNA of Calypte anna (Anna's hummingbird), 5373 nucleotides long. It is a transcript of the gene MAML3, whose product is annotated as mastermind like transcriptional coactivator 3. NCBI's taxonomy places the organism in Eukaryota, Metazoa, Chordata, Aves, Apodiformes, Trochilidae. Gene Ontology annotation, molecular function: transcription coactivator activity. Gene Ontology annotation, cellular component: nuclear speck; nucleoplasm. Bases 840 to 4097 code for a protein of 1085 amino acids. The record is from RefSeq and is a predicted model, not a curated record. Gene Ontology annotation, biological process: positive regulation of transcription of Notch receptor target; Notch signaling pathway. The transcript has 5 exons.
UUUUUUUCUUUUUUUCCUCCUUGUUUUUUUGUUGUUUUUUUUUUUUUUUUUCUUCCCAGCUCGGCCCGGAUUGUUCAUGUGUUUACUUCCCCCAGCCCGAGGAUUUGCUAUUUAGGUUCCUGUUGAAAUGCAACUGAGCAGCCAAAGUACUUUGCGAACACGGUGCGGCAUAAACACCAAAACUUUUUUCUAGAAGGAAAAUACAAUAAGAAAGCGGUUUUGCCUGUCUUUUGAUGCCGGGGAGUCCGAGUGAGUGUGCCGUGUGUGCCCGGCGUGUGCCUGUGCUUGGAUGUGCGUGUGCGAACGUGCGUGUGAACGGGUGUGUAUGUGUGUGCAUGUGGAGGGGAGCGUGUGUUUCUCUUUAUACAUGGGGAGAGACGGCUUUUGGCAGAACCUCCGGAAAUCUCAUGGAAUCUAUUUUGAAAUAAUGGAUUAUAAAAAAGAAAAAGGAGGAAAGGAACUGGUCUGAUAUCUCCUGGAGUUUGCUUACCCGAAUUGCUGCUGCUUAGUUUGUUGUCCUUUUUUGUGUGUGUGUGUGUGUGUGUUUGUUGGUUGUGUUGCCGGUGAUAACCUUUUAGCACCUUCGCUCUUUAUUUCCCUUCCCCCCCUCCCUCUCUCUUUUUAAUGUUUUGGAGCUUCUCGAGAGGGAUUGGCUGGGGGGAAAGAGAAACAUUUGCUUGGGAUCGCUGUUUCCCUGAUACAUGGUGGUGCCCCCUCCCUCCCCACCCCCCCUCUCCCGGUUCUCUAAAAAGUAUCCCAUCAGGACCCCGUAGGAGACUGUGUGUGUGUGAAGGGUAGGAUAAAAAAGUUCUUCCAAAAUAGUGUGCACGGGGAAGAGGAUGGGGGAUUUCGCUGCCCCCGCUGCCGCCGCGAAUGGCAGCAGUCUCUGCAUCAACAAUAACCUGAACAGCAGCCUCAGCGGGGCUGGCGGUGCCGGUAUCGGGGUUAACAGCACUCCCCACGGUCCUCCUCCUCCUCCUGCCGCGGCUCCCGGUAACAAUAACGCCAACAGCGGCGGCAUUCCCAAGCACAGCACGGUGGUGGAGCGGCUGAGGCAGCGCAUCGAGGGCUGCCGGCGGCACCAUGUCAACUGCGAGAGCAGGUACCAGCAAGCCCAGGCGGAGCAGCUGGAGCUGGAGCGCAGGGACACGGUGAGCCUGUACCAGCGGACCCUGGAGCAGAGGGCCAAGAAAACGGGCACCGGCAGCAAGCAGCAGCAGCAUCAGAGCAAACAGCAGCAAGAUGCCGAGCCUGCCGCGGCGGAGCAGAGGAACCACACUCUGAUCAUGCUUCAAGAGACAGUCAAGAGGAAGUUGGAAGGUGCACGUUCACCUCUCAAUGGCGAACAGCAGAAUGGAGUUUGUGAUGGGAGCUUUUCUCCAACCAGCAAGCGGAUACGGAAGGAUGUUCCAGGCAUCGAGGCAAUCAACAACUUGCCAAAUAAUUUGCCUUUGCCAGCUGUGUCUCCUCUUCACCAGCUUGAUAUGAAAGCUUCCCUGCCUCUGCAGAACAGUGGAACUCAUGGCAGUGCUCUAGAAGACUUGGGUAAGAAUGGUGGGCUCUCUGAGAUUAAGCUCCCUGUUAAUGGUUGCAAUGAGCUAGAUGAUGGCUUUAACAUCCUGCAGAACAAGGAGCUGAAGCAAGAGCCUUUGGACGACCCCAGCUGCAUAGACACUUCUGAAACAUCUCUUUCAAAUCAGAACAAGCUCUUCUCAGACAUUAACCUGAACGACCAAGAGUGGCAGGAGCUAAUAGAUGAGCUAGCAAACACUGUUCCAGAAGAUGACAUACAGGAUUUGUUCAACGAAGACUUUGAAGAGAAGAAAGAGCCAGAAUUUCCUAGGCCUGCCACGGAGGCUCAGGAGAGCGCGAGCGUGAAGAGCGAUCCCUCUCAUUCUCCAUUUGCUCACGUGCCCUUGGGGUCUCCCCAGGUGAGGCCUUCUUCUUCUGGUCCUCCAUUUUCAAACAUCUCCACAGCCUCCAGCAUAGCUUCCGUCUCCAGUGCCCCACCAGCCCCAGUCCCUGCCGGGUCACCAGGGAACUGCGUUGUUCAGUCCCCUCAAACCCCCAGCCAGGCCCAGACUCCGGCGCGGUCUGGAAAUGGUUAUCUCAUGAACCCAACGGCGGGGAGCGCGGCGGGGUCGGGACCCGGGCCUGUGAACAUGCCGAGUGCUGAUUUGUCUCCAGCUGAGCAGCUCAAGCAAAUGGCUGCCCAGCAGCAGCAAAGAGCCAAGCUCAUGCAGCAGAAGCAGCAGCAACAUCCAAAUCAAGCCUCAAGCUGGUCGCCUGUGGGCCCUCCCUCCAGUCCGUACGGAGGACCCUUCGGUGCAGAGAAACCAAAUAGCCCCAUGAUGUAUCCCCAAGCCUUUAACAACCAAAACCCGAUAGUGCCUCCGAUGGCAAACAACCCACAGAAGACCACAAUGAAUAACUACCUCCCUCAAAACCACAUGAACAUGAUCGGUCAGCAGCCAAAUAACCUGGGCACGAACUCCUUAAGCAAACAGCCCAAUAUGCUUUCCUACGGCAACACCAAACCUCUGAGCCACUUCAGUGCCGAGCUGAGCCAGAGGAUGACCCCCCCGAUGGCAAAUCCCAGCAAGAACCCCAUGAUGCCAUACAUCCAGCAGCAGCAGCAGUCCCAGCAGCCACAGAUGCAAGCUCAGAUGGCACACCUGAGCGAGGAGCAGAAACGCAUCCUCAUCAUGAAGCAGAAAGGGAUGAUCAGUCAGCCCAUGGCAUACACAACGCUUCCUUCCCUUGCUCAGGAGCAGCACCAAGUGGGAUUGUCCCGGAGCACAGGACCAAUGCAGCCCUCUGUCCCGGGGGGUUCCAGCAGCGUGGUCACAGGCACAAACUCUGGGGGUCCCUUCCUGGGCAGCCAACCUCAAGCUGCCAUCAUGAAGCAGAUGCUGAUUGAGCAAAGAGCCCAGCUCCAAGUGAUAGAGCAGCAGAAACAGCAGUUCCUACGAGAGCAAAGGCAGCAGCAGCAGCAGCAACAGAUCCUAGCAGAGCAGUUGCAGCAGCAGUCACAUUUGCCUCGGCAGCACCUGCAGCAGCAGCGGAGCCCCUAUCCGGUGCAACAGGUCAACCAGUUCCAGGGUUCUCCCCAGGAUAUAGCAGCUGUGAGAAACCAGGCAGCACUCCAGAGCAUGAGGACAUCCCGGAUGCUGGCCCAGAACGCAAGCAUGAUGGCCAUGGCUCCUUCCCAGAACCCAAGCACCCUGCCCACAACUGCAGGACAGUCAGACAUUCCCAUGGCUCCUCCUUACAGCAACUCCUCUUCCAGCCAGCCAGGAAUGUACACUAUGAGCACAGGGAUGAGCCAAGUCUUGCAACACCCAAACCAAAGUGGCAUGAACAUGGCACACAGCACAGGCCAGGGGACAAGGCAGCCUGCCUCUGGGCAAGCUGUGGGGAUGGUUGGGAGUUUUGGUCAGAACAUGCUGGUGAAUUCUGCUCUUCCCCAGCAUCAGCAGCAGAUGAAAGGACCUGUGGGCCAGGUCCUAUCUAGGCCACCAGCACCACGGCUUCAAAACCUGAUGGGGACUGUCCCUCAAGGAACACAGAACUGGCAGCAGCGAGGCUUGCAAGGUGUCCCUGGAAGGACUAACAGUGAAAUGGGGCCCUUCAACAAUGGCACAACCUACCCCAUGCAGGCUGGGCAGCCACGGCUGUCCAAGCAACACUUCCCACAGGUGCUUAAUCAGACUGUUGUGGACACGAGUGGAACAGUAAGAACCCUGAACCCAGCAAUGGGAAGGCAGUUGCUGCAACCACUACCUGGGCAACAAGGAGCCAGCCAGGCCAGGCCGAUGGUAAUGCCUGCAAUAAGCCAAGGGGUCCCCACCAUCUCUGGCUUUAGUCAGCCCCCAACGCAGCAGAUGCCAGGUGGAAACUUUGCUCAGAGCAGCCAAGGCCAGGCCUAUGAGAGGAAUCCCACUCAGGACAUUUCUUACAACUAUGGUAAUGAAGGAGCAGGGGGCUCAUUCCCCAGCUUAGCAGAGGGCGCAGACCUUGUGGACUCCAUCAUGAAGAGUGGACCAGGGGAUGAGUGGAUACAAGAACUUGAUGAGUUGUUUGGAAACCCCCAGUGAAUGGGCUUGUAUAGAGCUUUGGGUGUUGAGUUUGAAAAAAGAAAAGAGAGAGCUGGAUGUUCUCCCCAUCCUUGGAUUGUUGGUGUUUUGUUUUGUUGGUUUUUUUUUAAAUUGGUUUGGGGUUGUUUUGUUUUCUUUUUGGUUUUACUCGUGCAAACUGAGCUGAUCUGUAGCCAACUUUGGAAGAUUCAGGGGACUAUGGAAACAUUGUCCUCCCAACACUUCCACCAAGCAAUCUCUGUUGUGUUGCAGCACCUGCUGUGUGUGUGUGACAGGAUGGGGAAACUGGAAGAGCCAGCUGAUGCCUCUGGUUGGGAAAAUUUGGUCUUUCCCCACUGAAGCAAAGCUUCAUUGCACAGCAGUGUGGGGUGGUCCUGUUAUUUCCCACCUCAUGCAACUGCAAACUCUGCAGCAGCUUUCAGGGGAGCAGAUGAAAACAGCCAGAAUCAAAGCUUAAAGAUGUCUGUGGGUGAUUGCACAGGCCCUGAUCAGAAUUAGGCUCUUAACCCCAGGGUUAAGAAGAUCUUGGUGAGCUGUGAGCUCUGGGCUCUCACAGGGGAAUGUGCAGCACAGGUGUGAAAAGAACUAAGCAGUCAGAGGGAGGUCACCAUUUUCACUGCAGAGUGAUAAAAAUCCAAUAAAAGUGUAGGAGACUAUAAAUUUGGCAGUGUGGUGAGGACAGUUUGAUGAUGGGAGUGCUGCUGGAGGCAGCUUAGGUGGGUGUGUUAACUUCAUGAGCUAUUUGGUCCCCUUGAGACUUGCAAUAGCUCUUCCCUGUCAGAACACUCUGGUGCCUCUCUGCUGCUGGGGGUGCAGAGCCACAGCCACGAAUGGUUUUAAAGGGCUAAGAGGUGCCAGGAGACAACAGUGUCAGUUCUAAGCAGGUGUUUUUCCCCUUCCUCCUCAGUAUGUUAUCAAAAAGUUUUCUUAAAGAAGUUCACUCCCAUGCCCUCCUGCUCUUCAGCAAGGUGAACUGGCUGCACUUUUUUCAGGUGAGCAACAACCCCCACGAAGGGGCAGGCAGACAGGGGAGGAGAAAUGAGGCUGGAGAAUGUGUGCAGGGAGGGUUUGGCACACAGAAAGAGUUUCUCUUUUGAAAAGUGUAAGGUUGGCAGGUGGUGUUACUCUGAGGUGUCUGGGCUCUCGACAUGAUGUUAUAUGCAAUCUGAUCUUCAUUUUUAAACAGAUUUUUAGUCUAAUCUCUCUGGUUUGCUGGAAUAAAAGUCACUGCAGUAUUUGAAGAACAGGAACCAAUGAAGGACUACUGUAAAGAUCA